This is a messenger RNA of Stegodyphus dumicola, 3923 nucleotides long. RefSeq names its product ectopic P-granules autophagy protein 5 (gene Epg5). The record is from RefSeq and is a predicted model, not a curated record. Gene Ontology annotation, biological process: autophagosome maturation. NCBI's taxonomy places the organism in Eukaryota, Metazoa, Arthropoda, Arachnida, Araneae, Eresidae. Gene Ontology annotation, cellular component: cytoplasm.
AUGGCUAGAAGAAAUCACCUGGAUGACUUCGCACGUGGAAGAAGGAUCGGAAAGCUGGAGGAGGAGCAUAGUGUCAGCAGUGUAGCUCAAGAAUUCGGAAUCAACAAAAGUGUCAUUUUGCGCACUUGGAAAGCCUUACAAACAAUAGGUACAGUUUUUAGAAAGGUUGGUGGUAGCCACCGCAGGAAAGCAACUGCUGUGGAUGCCCGAUACAUCGUCCUGAAGGCAAAAAGAGCCCGAAACCAGUCAGCAAGUGCCAUAGUUCAACAAAAAAAGAAGUUGUAUCCAUUUAUACAGAUUAACAGUGCUGAAGAAUGUGAUAAAAACAAGUUGGAUUGCUUAGUUGAAAUUUCUGACAAUUCAGUACAAAGUACUGAUUUUCAAGCAAAUUUAAUUGAUGAAAAAGUUUGCAUUUGUAAAGAAGAUGAAGUAUCAUUAAAUGAUGCAAAAAAUAAAGUUAGUUUUCACUCAGAAGACAUUAUUUCAGACAAAGCAAGUGCAAUUAAAAGUGUGUAUCCUAGUCUGAAAGACACUGAAUACAGUGAGAAAGUAAAUAUAGUGAAGAGUAUGUAUCCAGACCUGAAGAAUAUUGAACAUUGUGGGAGAAUACAUAGUAUAAUAAGUACUCAAAUACUUGUGAAAACAUAUACUGAAGAAUUUCAAAAUAAAAUGGUAUCUGAAGCCAAUAAAGAAUAUAAUGAAUUUCAAGAGGACGUCAAAGGAAUAGAAAAUUACCAAAUGUAUGAUUUAAUUCGCGUGUAUCAGUCUGACAGAAAAUCUUCAAGUGACAUUCGACGCCGUGUAAAAUAUUUAAAUUCUCGAAUAAAAAGGCUUAAAGAUGACUUGUGGACAUCUGUCAAAAAGGAAGUCUCUGCUAAGGGAAAAUGUGAAGAUGGGUAUUCAGUGAUAAUUUCUCACUCAUAUAUCAUUAAAGAAUUGGACAACAGAAAAUUCGAGGAACUAUCUUCUAUGCUUCAAGAAGUUGAAGAACAAAUUAUUUCAGAUGCAUUUUAUUCUUAUUCUGAUCUACUAAUGAAGUUAAGAAUUCAACAGUAUCUUUAUAAAUUGAUCUAUGGAACACAGACAUCUGAUUAUAUGAAAAUAUCACAAGGAAACGGUGUUGGACCAUACACUCAUUGCCAGAAUUUAUUGUUGAAGAAGUGCAUAAGCAUUUUGUUUAAUUACCAGCGUCAGUCUAUUAAAGAUAGAGAAUUCCUUGAAAUUAUCCAGCAGUGGUUAAAAAUACUGGUGUCAGAAUUGCUUAAAGGAGCUAAAUUAUGUGACUAUUUGUUUGUUGUAAAUCAUGUAAUUCGUUGUCCUAAUGGUAUAAGAAAAUGGGCUUCACAGUUCAUACAGAUUCCAUGUAUGAAGAGCUGUUCGAAUGGAAUUAGUGGUAGUGCCAAAUGCCAGUGUUUGAAUUUUACAUUAUUAGUAUUAUAUUUGAUCAUAAAUCCUGCACCUGAUCGAAGUUUCUUCUUAAGGAAUGUGAAAUUAAAGAAUAUUGAAGACAGUGCAGAUGGCGAUUUUACUGUUUUAGAUUCUGAGGGUGAAGAGGAGGAUAUGUUUGAAGUUACAAGGGAUUGGUCUGAUGAAGAUGUUACAUCUUUACUCAAUCAGAUUCCUUUAGCUAGGCUAUAUGAACAUAUACUGCUCUCUUCUGAUGAUAAGAGUCUCGCCGUUAAAGUGCCCUCUGAGGAGAUGAUGUUGAAAUUAUUUGCCUUCUCCACUGCCCUAGUAAAUGUCCUUUUUGGAGGAUUAGAAAAUUUCUUCAGUGAAAAUUUUGAGACUUCCAUUAAACAUGUCUGCAACAUGAUAAGGCACAUUGUAUUUUAUGUAUCUGAUUACUGGUCUGAAGGCAAUUUAGUUAAACCAGAGUUACAAGCAGAAUAUGACCGUUUUAUUUUUCAUGUCAUAUUUAAUUUAUUCAAAUUUCAAAAAUUAGGAGUAUGGCAAUUUAUGUCUGUAUUACCAUUUAAAUGUGUGUCGGAGAAAAUGCUAUGGAAUAUAUUAUGGAUUUUUCAUUCUUUGGAGCAAAGGGAAGAAGAAAUUUAUCUAGCUAAAGAUGUGGAUACAAAACUUCAAGAUGACUCCGCUCAGCAUGUAUUAUUCAAAAAAUUGAAAAGUGUGUCACAACAGGAUCAGAUAUACUUCUUGAAUUUGUGUAAAGCAGUUGCUUUUUCAAAUAGUGGAGAUGAGAACUUCCUACAAUUUAUUAUUCAUGAAAUAUAUCAGGUUUCUUUUGUUGAAGAAACCCUGCAAAAUUGUUUGUCUAAAGAAGGUAAAGUUAUUUUAUUAUCUUUAGUUAAAAAAUAUUCAUAUCUGUUUUCUACACUUUUGCUAGAGCUGGAUAAAAUUGAUGGUGAUAAUGUAGGAAAUCUUACAAUAGACUUGGUUAGAGGAAUCUCUCUUGUGAAUUGGAGGCCUGAGAGUAAAGAUAUUAGUAUAUUGUCUUCGUGGUUACUUUCUGAUGAUUUCUCAGACAGAAAGAGUUAUAUUGCUCGUAUAACCCUUACAAAGAUGAACUGGGGUUUUAAUUCAGAAGGGGAACUCGUAUUGCCUCUUGAAUUGCAUCAAGAAAUUGCAGUUUUAGUUCUCAAAGCUUACUUGAAAUUUGACAGCAGCGGAAAUGAGUGGUCUGUUUCUAAUGGGCUAACACAGAUGCUGCAGUUUGCAUCUAUUAAUUAUUACAGAGAAGAGCAAGGUUUUGUGCCUUGGGCAUGGGACUGCUUAUUUUCAUUGAAACUUCAUAUCAUGGAUACAAAAUGUCCACCAUGGGUACAGAUAUAUGAUGGUGAAGUUCCAGAUAUUUCUGAUGAUCAUAUUCUUCAGACCUUACAGACUGCGUAUGAACAGAAACAUCCUGCUGCUUGCUAUCUUAUUAUUGUUAUGACAAGUAAAGGACAUAGAGUACAGAGCUUGGUAACUGAGGGCCUACAGUGUUUUUCGACUUUAAUGGAGCAUCAACAGUAUGCAGGAGCAAUUCAUUGCCUCUAUUACAUUUUCCCAUUUUUUGUGAAAAGAUCUGAGGAAUUAUUAUCAAACCAACAGUUUUUAAAAGAUGUUAAUAAUCUUAUAGUAGCAGAUAUGGGAGGGACUUUGUCCAAUAUCACUGGGAGUGGUGCAGUCAUUGGAGCUGUCAUACAGGCUUUUUCAUCAAUGAUCAAACAUCAGCUUUAUCAAGCUUCAGAGCUAAUUGUUGAAUGUGCUGGACCUUUGAUUAAGCUGUGGAUUAAACUGCUAUUGAAGGUGUUAAACAUUCAAAUGACAGGAAAUGUUAGUUACAGAUUUCGAGACUCUGCAAACCAAGUUCACUUCCUGUUGGAUAUUGUUGCUAGAAUUUCUUUAUUGAAUUCACAUACAAGGAAUACCGUUUUUGAUCUCUUGCAGUCAUUAUGCAAUCCUCUGCUUACCUCUAAUGUAAGUCCUCAACCAUCAAUUUGGAACAAGCUGUUUGGUUCAAGUAAUGUUGAAUGUUCAUUAUUAAAUAAAUUGACUUUACCUGAAUAUCCAUGGUUAGCUUGGUAUGUUAUAUUAGCAGAAAGUAAGCAAAAACAAUCUGAAGAAUUAUGGAACUUAAUUCAAGAAGAAAUGGUUAAAGAACCUGAUAUGUCUCCAACAACAGCACUAAAGAAAUCAUGUGCUUAUCUGAAAAUAUCUCCGCCACCUUUAGAAAGUUUACCAAUAUAUCGAUGGGGGAAGCAAGCAUUAGAAAUGCCAGUGUCGCAUCCUGCAGCUCCAUUAAUAUGGCAACAGUUUUUCAUGUACUUUUUUGAAAAAGUGCAAAGUUCUGAAUUUCUUUGCUGCUGACUUAGAGGGACCUGUACCUUCUUGACCUCGAAAUUGAUUGAGAUCUUGACAUAAAUCUGUGACAAACUCAAGGUUGUUGUGUUGCUAAUUUUUAAUAAAAUAUGCUUUACAACUUC